CUCAUUGAGAAAGUUAGCCAUGAAUUCUACUACUAAAUGCUUUGCCAUGAAUAUUAUAUUGCUCAGCUUCCUCCCAAUCCUCCCCUCUUCCACUUCCAUUGCCAUUGGCUCUAUAAAGCCAAACCAACCCAUGAGAGAUGGCGAUGUUCUUCUCUCUAGUAAUAAAAUCUUUGCACUUGGGUUUUUCAGCCUGGCCAAUUCUCGUAACCGGUAUGUUGGAGUUUGGUACAACAAAGUUCCAAACCAAACCAUUGUCUGGGUUGCAAACAGAGACAACCCCAUAAUUCCUGUCACUGAUAAUAAUGCCUCUGGAGUUGGACUUCUAGCUGUUCAUGGAAAUGGAGGCCUGGUCAUCUAUGGGAAGGACCAAAAUACCCCUCUUUGGUCUGCUAAUGUUUCAGUCUCUUCGCCAAACAAUUCCAUGACAGCCAAGCUUUUGGAUACAGGAAAUCUUGUUUUGCUUGAGGAGGACAAUGGUCUUAGCCAAGGGGUAUUGUGGCAAGGCUUUGAUCAUCCCACAAAUACAUUGCUUCCAUUUGUGAAACUUGGGCUGGAUCGGCGGUCCAAGUUGAAUCGGUUCCUCACAUCUUGGAAAUCUCAAGAUGAUCCGGGAACUGGUAACUAUGGCCCAAGUGGGUUUCCGCAGGUGUUUUUAUACAAGGGUCAAGCUCCGCUCUGGCGGGCCGGGUCGUGGAUUGGAGAGAGAUUGAGCGGUGUGCCCAAUAUGCCAUAUAAUUUCAUCUUCAACAUUACUUUUGUGAACAAUCAAGAUGAGCUAUAUAUUGUGGAUGGUAUCACGAAUAAAUCAAUCUUCUCAAGGAUGGUUCUUGAGGAAUCAGGAGUCCUUGUACGGUCCAUAUGGCAUGAUCAAGGGCAGCAAUGGAUCAAAUAUUUGUCUGCCCCAGAAGGGUUGUGUGAUGAAUAUGGGAAGUGUGGUGCUAAUGGCAAUUGUGACCCGUCCAAUGUGGGUAAGUUCGAGUGCACGUGCCUACCCGGAUACGAACCCAAGUCGCCACCUGAUUGGUAUUUGAGAGAUGCGUCGGGUGGGUGUGUGAGGAAAAACGAAGUAUCCAUAUGUGGAAAUGGGGAUGGGUUCUUGAAGGUCGAACGUGUGAAGGUACCCGACUCGUCUAAGGCACUUGUGAACAUGAAUUUGAGUUGGAAAGCAUGCCCGCAGGAGUGCUUGAGAAAUUGUUCUUGCAAGGCGUAUGCAAAAGCAGACGAGAGAUGGGGAGGGUUUGGAUGCGUGACAUGGCAUGGGGACUUGAUGGACACGAGAACAUUUUCAAAUGCUGGCCAGGAUUUGUAUGUACGAGUUGAUGCAAUUGUGUUAGCUCAAUAUGCAAAGUCAAAUGGUUCACUUAGCAAGAAGGGAAAACUGGCAAUUUCUCUAGUUUCCGUUCUGGUGUUCCUUCUUCUUGUAGUUCCCAUUUCUUAUUGGUUGGUAAGGAGGAAAAGAAAAGGUAAGCAAAGACAAAAUAAGUAUUCCCCUAGAGUUACCACAAGGUCAACCUACUUUGAAGAUUCUACUGCAGAACUUGAUGAAAGUAGUAUGCACUCAGACAUACCAUUCUUUGAUCUAACAACCAUAGCGGCGGCCACGGACAAUUUCUCUCUUACAAACAUGCUUGGAAAGGGGGGUUUUGGCUCAGUCUAUAAGGGUGUGCUUUGUAAUGGAAAAGAAGUGGCAGUGAAAAGAUUAGCAAAACAUUCUGGUCAAGGAAUUGAGGAAUUUAAGAAUGAAGUUGUGCUGAUUGCAAAACUCCAACACAGGAACCUUGUUAGGAUUUUAGGUUAUUGCGUUCAAGAUGAAGAGAAGAUGCUAAUCUAUGAAUACGUGCAGAACAAAAGCUUGGACUCUUUCAUCUUCAAUGACACAAAAAGAGCACUUCUAGAUUGGACAGUACGCUUCGGGAUCAUCUAUGGGAUUGCUAGAGGGAUCUUGUAUCUUCAUCAAGAUUCAAGGUUAAGGAUUAUCCAUAGAGAUCUAAAGGCCAGUAAUGUUCUACUGGAUGCUUCUAUGAACCCCAAAAUUUCAGAUUUUGGUAUGGCUAGAAUAUUUAAAGGAGACCAAAGUGAUGCGGAUACAAAUCGUGUGGUUGGAACAUAGUAAGUGAAAAAUUUCU
Messenger RNA from Prunus avium (sweet cherry), 2126 nucleotides. The record is from RefSeq and is a predicted model, not a curated record. Lineage: Eukaryota; Viridiplantae; Streptophyta; Magnoliopsida; Rosales; Rosaceae.